AUGGGCACCUUCACCGCCACCUACUUCCUCAAGACGGCCUUCUGGGACAAGAGAGGCCUGUGGACCGCCACACUGGCCGUCGCCUACUUUGCCCGCUGCUGGGAGAACGCCGGAUACCACAAGGCUGAAAUGAUGAAGGGGCACUCCCGUAUGUUCGCCGAUCGUGCCAAGCAGCUCCCAGCCUCCGCCGACCUGUGGAAGUACUGA
Caenorhabditis briggsae is the source of this 207-nucleotide messenger RNA. NCBI's taxonomy places the organism in Eukaryota, Metazoa, Nematoda, Chromadorea, Rhabditida, Rhabditidae. The coding region runs from base 1 to 207 and encodes 68 amino acids. The transcript is spliced from 2 exons. The record is from RefSeq and is a predicted model, not a curated record.